UGCCGCAGCGUCUAUAAAACGAACACAAAACAAGCGAUAGCGGCUGCGGCAGCGGUAACAAUAGCAAAACGAACAUAUUUCAUGCGGUAGCGGCAGCGGUAGCGGCAGCAGUAGCAGCAGCGGUAGCGGCAACAAAACGAACAACAACCUGCGAUAAUGUUUACCGCAGCCGCAGACGCUACCGCUGCCGCUGCCGCUUGCGACAAUGAAACGAACAGCACCAAUAACAAAAUAAAAUAACAUCACAUCGUCACAAAUAUAUAUAUUCAUCGACCGUACCAACCAAGCAUCUCCUCUCUCAUGAGCUAUGGCCGGAGAAGACCCUAAAGCAACUCCGUCAUUACCGGACUAUAAACCUUUACCUUCAACAUCAAGUCACGAUCCAAACGACACCGUUCUAAUCUCAUCAUCAUCAUCAUCAUAUCUUUCUUCUACCUCACGACGCCGUUUCGUCAUCUCUGUAUUUCUCAUAUCUUUCGCCUCGAUCCUCAUCUACAUCUUCUGGCCGUCCGAUCCACGCAUCAAGAUCGAACGUGUCAAGAUUUCCCACGUGCGCGUUCACCGCCGUCCGGUUCCGUCUAUCGACAUGACGGUGCUCGUCACGCUUAAGGUAUCCAACGCUGACGUGUACUCUUUCGACUUCACGGACCUUGACGUCGCCGUUGACUACAGAGGGAAGACGUUAGGUCACGUGAGCUCCGAUGGCGGGCACGUGACGGCUUUUGGUACUUCUUACCUUGACGCGGAGGCGGAGCUUGAGGGCGUCACGGUGUUUCCUGACGUCAUUCACUUGAUUCACGAUUUGGCUAAAGGCUCCGUUGAGUUUGACACCGUUACGGAUACUAACGGAAAACUUGGCGUUUGGUUCUUCCGUUUCCCUUUAAAGGCAAAAGUGGCAUGUGGGAUUGAAGUAAAUACAGUUAAUCAGACAAUAUCUCGUCAAAGUUGUAGUCCUGUCUAAUUCAAGAGACAUCAUCAUUAUGAUAUUCUUUUUGUAUUCAGAUCUUUUUUUUUUUUU
Molecule: messenger RNA, 1018 nt
Organism: Camelina sativa (false flax)
Lineage: Eukaryota; Viridiplantae; Streptophyta; Magnoliopsida; Brassicales; Brassicaceae
Biological process (GO): defense response to other organism
Source: RefSeq, a predicted model, not a curated record